UAUAGCUAAUGCAUAUACCAGUCUAUCAUAUAUAGAAUUCGUGGAAUAUGGUCUUUUCAUAGUAUAUAAACCCAUUCAUCUUUAGUUGUAAACGCAUUCAUCUUUGCUCUUUUAAUUUUCCUUGCUCAUCUUUAGUUGUAAACGGCUUGUGUGCUUUUUAAUCCAUCCUCUGAUCAAAAAUAAAUAAAUAAAUAAACCCAUUCAUCUCAUUGCACUUAUUAUCAUCCCAACCCAACUACACUCCUAAUUGAAACUUACUAGAAUAUCACUUAAAAUUUGCUACAACCAAUAUGGCAAAAGUAAUGGUACAAGCCUUUCUUAGACUAGGAUUGCUCGUACUAGUUUUCAUUGGGAUGGCCCAAAUUGUUGGGGCUCAGAUUGAAACUAAACUCAAGUGUUCCGCAGACGGGUUCUAUAAUCUGUAUAGGCACAAUGUAACGCAAAUGAGUUCAAUUUUCCCUGAUUACUUCAAGAGUAUUAAAAUUGUUGAGGGUGAUGGAAUAAGCUUGGAUUCCAUUAGGUUAUGGCAAUAUGUUGUACCAGAAGUAUCUUCCAACGUAAUGGUGCUUAAGGAAAUGCUUAAAUCAGUAGACGACGAAAAUAAGGUCAAUCACAUUCAGUGUUUUCGGAGGGGAUUUAAUGAUUCUAUAUAAGAGUUUUGAUAUCACAAUAACUGUAACUCCUCAAGAUAUUGAUAAUAUCAAAGAGUCUGGUUGCAAAGUGAAGUGGUGGAUCGAGUAUGAGAAACGAACCGAAGAUGUUCGUGGUCCAGAUACUGUUAUUGGCCUUAUAGAUGGUGUUAUUAAAGAAUUGGGUAAUUACCUCCUCCAGUAGUAGCAUGCUUAAAGAUCGACUGACAAGCUCGAUAUGGAACGGUUUUUCAUUUUCUCUCUGAAGUGUGUAUGAUGUCUCAUAGUUUGGAUUAAUUUGCCAGGAAUCUGUAAUCAAACUCUAAUGUGUUAUUCCC
Messenger RNA from Papaver somniferum (opium poppy), 967 nucleotides. Its product is annotated as major latex protein 146-like. The transcript has 2 exons. The coding region runs from base 291 to 653 and encodes 120 amino acids. The record is from RefSeq and is a predicted model, not a curated record. Gene Ontology annotation, biological process: defense response. NCBI's taxonomy places the organism in Eukaryota, Viridiplantae, Streptophyta, Magnoliopsida, Ranunculales, Papaveraceae.